GUGUAGCAGAUAAAUAGUAAAUAAUGCCAUCUUCCUACAGUCUGUCUGUGGUUCGUUGUUAUGACAGUUGCGGAGUGGGAACUGUAAGUUAUGGUCGGUGGUCAUGAAUAGACGAGUGAAACGAGAUAGUCUUAAAUUUAGGAAGAGGGACGAUGAAUAGCAUGCUUGUUACGGUUGCUAAUAAACACCUGUUUCAUUUAUAGUGAUCAAAUACUAUGUCGUCCGAUUCAUUUAGUGAGCAUGGGAAGUCAGCAACCGAGAUUAUACAACAGAUUAACGCAAAAAAUACAAAAAUACUUGCGUGUAUUCUCGUUAUUGGAUUCAUUGUGUAUCACGGUUUACUGCAUUGGAGAUACGGAAUUGAUUCCUGCAAGUGGCUUCUUUCUGAUGGUAGAUUUAAGGGUAACCAGGAGUGGCAGCCAUAUGGUUGCAUGAUGCACCAUUACAGUCAGACGGAUACAAGACGUUGUUUGAGAUAUUUAGCAUUCUGGGGUGAACAUAGCCAUUUUGUAUUUAUCGGUGAUUCUAGAAUUCGCCAGUUGUAUCUAGCAUUCUUGGAACAAGUUGAGCCACAAGAUUCUUCGCGGACAACUCUUCAUCCUGAACAAAUGCAUUCUGAUAUGGCUUUCACUGAUGCAAAGUUAAGACUGCGGGUGGAAUUUGUUUGGAGCACUUUUGUUUCUCAGAUCAUGGUAGAUGAAUUUCGCAAGUGGAAGGAUGAAGAUGAUCCACCAAAUGUGAUUGUUGCUGGCAAUGCCUUAUGGUCAAUUAGAGCAUCUAAUGCAUCUGUUCAGGCAUUAGAAGAGUAUAAAAAUAAUUUAACUUAUCUCGCACAGGCAAUAAACACACUGUCGGAUAAGACAAAGACUCAAGUUCUGUGGGUUCUCCAGGCACCUGUAAAUGCUGAGAAACUUCAGCCACAUAGGUCCAUGAUAACAAAUGAACAAAUUGAACUCUAUAACAAGGCUGCUUCUCAGAUUCUAUUACACAGCAGAGCCCUGCUUUGGUCUAGUACAAAACUUGUCGCACAAGGAAGUCCUGAUGAAACUACUGAUGGGAUUCAUCUUGGACCAACAGCUCUGAAAUAUGAUACUCAGAUGCUGCUGAACAUGUACUGCAACGAUCAUAUGAACUUCAAUGAUGGGAGCUGUUGCAGUAGUGCUGAGCCAUACACUACGCUGCAGGUUGUUACAUUUUCCGUUUUAGGUGUUUGUUUCAUUAUUGGUGUGGGAUUAAUGACACGUCGGUGGCUGCGUCAGUUGAAAAGUUCACCACCAGUUACUUACACUCCGCUAAAUGAACAGAGUGCAAAAGUUGCUGCCGCUGAAUCUGAUUUGUACGUAAUAGUCACAUCACUUGCACGCAUGGGGAUUAUUAUGGCAUAUUUUUUUCUUUGUGACAGGACAAAUUUUUUUAUGAAGGAAAACAAAUAUUUCUCACAGCUAAGCUUUUGGCUCCCAUUUGGUUAUGUGUUUACACUGGGUUUGUUUUUCACAGAAGACAGCCAAUAUACUAAAGUUCUUCAUCGGGAUCAGACAGAUGAAUGGAAAGGAUGGAUGCAGUUGGUGAUACUUAUUUAUCACAUGACAGGUGCAAGUCGUAUAUUACCAAUAUAUAUGCACAUUCGUGUCCUUGUUUCUGCCUAUCUGUUUCUAUCUGGAUAUGGUCAUUUUUGUUACUUUUGGCAAAGAGGGGAUGCAGGAAUAGUACGCUUUUUCCAGGUACUGUUUCGACUCAACUUCAUGACUGUGAUGCUUUGUCUCUGUAUGAACAGGCCAUACCAGUUCUACUACUUUGUGCCUUUAAUUUCAUUCUGGUUUCUAAUGGCUUAUUUGGUACUGGCUCUGCCACCCCAAAUAACAGCUGCUUCAUCUGAAACAAAUCCCCUUCAUUAUUUGUAUUUGGUUCUGAAGAUGGUGGGUCUUUUUACUGUUAUCACAGUACUCUAUAUGUCAGAGGUUUUCUUUGAAAAGGUAUUUGUUACACGCCCAUGGAAAGCCUUAUUUGUUACAACAGAUGAUGAUAUUCAUGAAUGGUGGUUUCGUUGGAAGCUGGACCGAUACAGCAUAUCAUAUGGAAUGGUAUUUGCUGCAGCGUAUAUGCUGUCACAACGGUACAAUUUGUUGGAUGACAACAAUCAUAGCAAUCUCUUCUCUCGGGGAAUAUCUCUGUCAGCAACUCUUGGUGCUGUAAUUGGACUUGGAAGUUAUGCUUGUUUCUCAUUUUUGUGUCGAAACAAGCAAGAAUGCAAUGAAAUACAUUCCUACACAGUGUUUGUGCCCAUUGUGAGCUACAUAGUGCUUCGUAACAUAUCUGGUGCUCUGCGCACUCGCUACUCAAGUUUGUUUGCUUGGUUUGGACGUAUUUCUUUGGAGCUGUUUAUUAGCCAGUAUCAUAUAUGGUUGGCAGCAGAUACACAUGGUGUGCUUGUACUUUUACCUGGAUAUCCUGUACUUAAUUUAAUCAUUACUUCAUUUAUCUUUGUAUGUGCGGCUCAUGAAGUGAAUGUAUUGACUCGUGUGUUGACACCCUAUGCUGUACCUGCCGACUGGCGUCUCGUAUUGCGAAAUGUGUUGCUCUUUCUUGCUGUGCUUGUUCCAAUAGGAAUUCAUGAUGGAAUGUUUUGAAUCUGUAUUUACUGUGUAAUUGAUGAAUAUUGUGAUAUUUCAGUAAUUCUCAGGAAGACUGCUGUAUUUUUGUGUUCAUAAAUUUGUAUUAGAUAUCACAGAUUCUUUGUCUUGAUAAAAGUUCACUUGUGUGGAGGAGUGUAAAUAUGUUUUAAAAUUUCAUAUGAAAUUUAUCAUAUGCUAUCAAAUGGGCAGCUUUUACAAUAUCCUUACUGUUUUAACAUGGAUUAAACAUGUAAAAAUAAAAAUGGCAACAAAAAAGGAGGAUUGGAAAGUGCUCCGUGAUAGUAGGAAAAUAUGAAAUUCCCUGCCAUUUCAUUGUUGUUAGGACCAUUUUUCUAUGUGAUAAUGUGGCUCGUCGUGUGUAAUUUGGUUCAGAGCAGUGUGAAUAUUUACCAAUUUUAUAUAUGGGUUUAGUGUACUUAACAGCUUAGUCCUUAUCAUUGUCAGAUUGUAUAUGAUAAUAUUAUGAAAAGGAUAGAUUGCUACUCACCAUGUAGUGGAGGUGCUGAGCCACAGAUAGGCACAACAAAGACUGUCAAACGUUGUGUGUGUGUGUGUGUGUGUGUGUGUGUGUGUGUGUGUGUGUGUGUCUAAUUCCAGUGAAGACCUUUUCAGACAAAAUCUUUCUUGUUUGACAGUCUUUUGUUGUGCCUACCUGCGACUCAUCAUCUCCGCUGCAUGGGAAGUAGCAAUCUAUCCUUUACAUAAUAUUAUCAUUAUUAACAUCUUGGGUUUUCCAUUGUUAGAUUAUACAAAUAUUAAAGUAGUUACUGAGACUACCUUGCUACACUGUGCUUCUUUUACUAAUUAAUUUGAAGUGUAAUUUUCUUACUCGGUGUGUGUUAUAUGCCUCUACUGUGAUUUUGUCAUGCAGUAUUUACAUUUAUUAUUUGCGUAGUACAUGCAAACACUUGUGAUAAUAGUGAAAUGAGAUACGCAAUUGCAGAAAUGUUAAAUGGACAAAGGUUAUGGAAGGGGGAAAAUGCACUUCUGAAUUGUUCAAAUUUAGAAAGAGCUUACAAAUUUGAAAACUGCUGUAAGCAAAAGUUCUUUUUAACAUUCUUUCACUUUCUGCAGUGCACAAUCGAGACUUGUAUACCUUAAAAAAAAUCUUUCUACUCCUCUAUGUUGAAAUGUCUGAGCAGCAAAGUGUGACUUUUGGGUGACUUGGUGCUUCAUUCUGAACCUCAUGUUGUGUUGCCUUGCAAACUGGUACAUACGUAGCAUAUUUUAUGAAGACACAAUACUAAUUUUUGUCUUCUCUUCAUUUUUGUAUUCACUUACUUGCAUUUAGAAUACUGAUUACCUUCACCAGUAUUGUCUCUGAAAGCUAGGCAGGAUCAGAAUAAGAGUUGCUCAACAUCUGCAAUAAUCAUUUCUGUAUAAUAAUCAGUUAUUCACUAAAAUAAGAACACUUCAGUUGCAUGGAACUGUACGUAAAAGCUUUAAAUAAAGUUUCCUUUACAUGUUUCUGGAUAGCUAAAUCCAAGCAACAGAUUUUUCAACAUAUACAAACCAAGAACAUUAUGUAUAUAUGGGUGAAUAACUGCUUAUCUCAGUGUCCUGAAGAUGAAGUGGGACCAAAUGAAAUAAAUUUGACUAGAACAGUGAAAGUUUUCUAAUCAUUUGGAUGAAAGUUGACAGGAUUGCAGCUGAUAAAGCAGAUGAUGUUUUAAAUAGAAAAUAAAGUAAAAUUUUCAGCUGUUCAAACACACUGAAUCUCAGACUCUCUUCUCAAGAGAGAACGAAAUAACAAUAUAUUAGAUGAGCUAAAUAUGAUAGCGUAAAGACUGCUGAAAGACUUGUAAGUUAAGAUACAUUUUCUUCUUUACCAAUUCUGAAUAAACAUCAGUUCUGAUCCUUUUUGCAUUGCGAUCAUCCCAUACACUUGAGCUGGAUUCUGUUUUCAUCACAAUUUAUUCCACUGUGACAUAGUUUGUGACAUUUUGUUAAAUUCAGUUUGAAAUGUAACAUACUCAUUAUUCAUAAGUAUUUGCUCAAGUUUGUUCAUUAUGUUGUUUCUGCAGUAUUUUCUUAUUUUGAUUCAUUAUUGCAUUUUUGGCUCUUCCUGCCUCCCUCAUUAUAAUUACAUUGGUUGUCAUAGCCCUUUACACACAUAAGAUACAAACACCCUUUUAUUUUUAUUGUCAGUUUUCAAUGUCAUUUCCUUCAUCAUUAUUGGUACUCCUUAUUCUGACAGCUGUCGAUUCAGUGUGUAUUGUAUGCUGAAAAGGUGUAUGUAUCCCGUAUUGGUUGCAUAACACACCCCCGUGCAAGUGCGCGCACAUGUGUGUGUGUGUGUGUGUGUGUGUGUGUGUGUGUGUGUGUGUGUGUGUGUGUGUGAAAGAGAGAGAGAGAGAGAGAGAGAUAGCUACAUAAUCCAGACAUGAAAAACACAGAAUUAAUGGAGAAGUUAUUAGUGAUAUAAGCUAAAAAUAAGCAAUGUAUGUUCUUUAUAAACAAGGAAAACUAUUAUCACUUAUCUUACAACUUUCUAAAGUGAGAGUAAACACAAUCAGUGAUACAGUAUCUCUUUUUUUUUUUAAUUUUGUCUUUACCUUAAUAUUGUAGUAUCACAUUGUUUUGCUUUAGAAAAGAUUAAUGCCAAUUUAUCAAGGUCUUAUACAUGAAUGAUUGUUUCAUUUGACAGAUUAGAGUUUCUGGAACGCUCUGUAGAGUUUUUUUCAAUUAUAUGUGCUUUAUAGUUACCAUAUCUUAUUCAUAAAAGACAGUGUUCCUAUCACCCCAUUCUGAAUUGUAGUGCCAUUUAAGCAUAGAAAAAGAUCUUUUUUUCUGUUUACUCUAUCACCAGUUUUAUUGGUACAGUGUUGUUUCAUUAAUGCUGUAAAUAAUAAAGAUACAUAUGUCCACUCGUUAGCAUUGUGUAAACACACUCUGGAGCUCAUGUAGGUAUUCAGUACUGCAUACCUGAGCAAACUCGUAGAUGUAACAGCAAGAAGAGAUUUGUAAAUGUUUUGUGAUUAGUGUUUGUGAACAGAUAAUAGUUUUUUCUAUCGAUAAAAUGUUGUGCUUUAUAAUAUGCAAAAUAUCAUGUUGUUUAUAUUUGUUGAUUUUACCCUUUUAUACAUAAAAGAAAACAAUGUACUAAAUGUUUUUGUACAUGCUUGUGGAAAAUAUAAAAAGAUAAAAUGAUCAAUAGUUUAAUAAAUUGACAAAAAUUGUGAUUUAAUCUGUUUUAUGUAAAUAACUAAAAAGAAAGCCUUACACAAUGUAACUUUUAACAAGUAGUUCUAUUUCUUAAAUUAUAAUUUAAGUAAUGUUUAUGGCACAUCAAAGAUGCACACUUAAAUUUCACUAAUUUUAAUUGUCAUCUGAGACCGUUCCAGAAAGCCACAUGCACAAUAUUGUUUGCAUAUGUAUUUGGAUUUGAUUGGCACUGUACCCAUGCGAUUAAGAUUUUUCAAUACACCUUGAAACAAAUCCAUUAAAAUGCCAGGAAUAAUUCUUAUAACAUUCUUGCAGAAAACUACCUCUCCAAUGACUGUGAUAUCAAUUGGGCAUACUAUGUACUUGAAUGAUAAUAAUAAUAAUAAUAAUAAUAAUAAUAAUAAUAAUAAUAAUAAAAACAAUUCAGAGUAUUUGAUACAAAAGGAGAUACUUACAAAACAUUUAUUUGUUUAUGUAUAUUCCCUGCAGCAGAAGGCAAACACUACAUUAAGUUCCUGAUUAGGUUUUGUUAAAAGAUAGAAAAAUACAUUAACACCUAGAUGUCUGUUCAAUCACUUAUUAACAAUAUGAGUAAGUUAGUGAACCAAUCAUGAUCCACAUUAUAUAAUGCAGUAUGUACAGAAAUAUUAAUAACAAUGUGAUACAUAGUUAAUAUGUGUCCCCCUAAUGCAAUCAUUUAUUAUUUAUCAUGAAAUAAAUAUAUUUGUUACCGUCAGAAUGAAAUUUAUUUAUCAAGUGAUGUUCAUAAAUUGAUUAGGUAUCUUUGAAUAUAGUUAUGAAAAGUCCUUGGGGGAAUAUGAUACAUAGUGGAAGAAGGAAAGAUGACAACUUAGCAUACACUUCAAUUGUCAGCAGGCACAUAAACAACCAAAUGCAUGGACCAAAUAAGUAAAUAUGUCUAUAUUUAUGUGUCAUAAUCUAUGUAUGUAUUAGUUAAUAUUGUCUGUAUUUUUGUAUAUAAACAUAUCCAUUGCAUAUUUUAUCAUUUUUUGCAUAAUGUGUGCAGAAUUUUUGUGAUAUCUGCAUUGAUUAGACAUUUACUUUCAUUGUUGCAAAUACUGAACAUGGUGUUGAUGUUGUCGUGAGUGUGCUUCCUUUGUGUAAUUUUUUUUUUUUAUUUUGUAUUUAUUAUUUCCUUCUUGUCAGCCCCAUAUAUUUGUGAUGACGCAAUCUAAGAUGAAUGGGUUUCUAUCAGUCAAUCAAUAAACAUCAUGUACUGACAUUGCACCUCAACUGGGCUGCAGUACUGAUAAAGUGGAGGUAGGUGUGUGUGUGUGUGUGUGUGUGUGUGUGUGUGUGUGUGUGUGUGUGUGUGUGUGAGAGAUAUUUAUUUUUCUGUACUAGUUAGCUCUGAAGAAGCACCUCAUCUGAAAGCUUGGCAAAGCACGUUCAUAAAUCAGCCUUCAGCUCCUGCACUACUGUGAAAUUGAAAUUUUGUCAGUAUUAAAAUGCAGUGGUUUGAGUAACAACUUUAUUUUUUGUAUCUUUCGUACAGUUUUCUAAAUUUUAUUUCAAAUUUAAAUAGUAAAGAAUAUCUUGAAUUUUCUUAAAGUACAUUUCAAAGAUAAUAAAAUCAAAGACAUGUCACAGUUUUAA
Messenger RNA from Schistocerca serialis cubense, 7415 nucleotides. Its product is annotated as N-acetylneuraminate 9-O-acetyltransferase. NCBI's taxonomy places the organism in Eukaryota, Metazoa, Arthropoda, Insecta, Orthoptera, Acrididae. Bases 216 to 2627 code for a protein of 803 amino acids. The transcript is spliced from 14 exons. The record is from RefSeq and is a predicted model, not a curated record.